AGCGAAACCGGUCAUCUGUCUUCUGCUUUGUUCACUCGGCUCACGAGAUAAUCUUCUCUCUUUCUUCACUCUUCCUCUUGUCGUGAUUCUGCAAAUAAUUUCGCAAAUUAUUAAUUUUCACACAUUCCAGUGUCACCCAUGGAGGACCACGGGAAGACGGAAACUUGCGCAGAUUCAGAGGUGAUAUCGAGCUCGAUAAGCCUGAAGACGUUGGGAGAACAAAAAGCAGGGUCAGACGAGGUCAAGGUCGAGAUGGAGGAAAACAUUGCCAAUCCGGUAAAGUUGGAGGAGGAAAUUAGUUUCGAUAUGACAGACGAGACAGCGAUGUCCCAAUUGCUGGUAGAUAACCAGGAAAAUAUUGUUCCUCCAGACGGUGCAGUUACCCCCCGGAUUAAGAGAGUGGACAAGAGAAAUCUCCGUUUUUUAGUUGAAGCAGAUGAAACUGAGGAAAACGCUAGUACGGCUAAUGAGGAUCGUCGCCUCGAGUAUUUGUUGAAACGGUCAGAGUUUUAUGCCAAAGCGGUCUUUGCGGAGGGUGGUGGUGCUGGAGGAGGAGGAGGAGGAAGCAAAUCUCCUAAGGCUGGCCCAAGUUCGGCAAAAAGGUCGCGGUUAUCUGAACCAGAUAAGCCUGAAAACGAAUCAGAAGAUAGUUCCGAAGAGGAUGAUACUCCGCCCAAAAAAGUUGUAUCGAAAGCUGUCAAGGAACCGAUAAGGUUCACUACGUCGCCCCCCUUUAUUUGCAACGGAGCUAUGAGGGACUAUCAAGUCAAGGGGCUAAACUGGAUGAUUAAUCUCUACAAUAAUGGGAUUAAUGGAAUACUAGCGGAUGAAAUGGGCUUAGGAAAAACGCUGCAAACUAUCGCACUCAUUGGCUAUUUAAAAUUGGAUCUGAAUAUUUCUGGCCAUUACUUGGUGAUCGUUCCAAAAUCAACGUUAGGAAACUGGACGGCCGAGUUUGAACGUUGGUGUCCUGUGAUAAGAACUGUCUGCCUUAUCGGAACAAAGGAUGAAAGGAAUGACCUCAUCCGCAACAAACUGACCCAAAUGUCGACCUGGGACGUGCUAGUGACCUCUUACGAAAUGGUGCUGAGGGAGCGAGGAACGCUAAGAAAGAUUAAUUGGCACUACCUCGUCAUCGACGAGGCUCAUCGGAUUAAAAACGAGAAAUCUUUGUUGUCCGAGUACGUAAGGGAAUUUAAGUCCAAAAAUCGUCUCCUCUUGACGGGAACCCCGCUGCAAAAUAAUCUCCACGAGUUGUGGGCCCUGCUCAACUUUUUGUUGCCGAAAGUAUUCAAUUCGUCUGAAAAUUUUGACGACUGGUUCGAUCUCAAGAAAUGUCUCCGCGACACGUCCCUCGUCGAUCGCCUGCACGCAAUUCUCCGUCCAUUUCUCCUCCGACGAAUCAAGGCCGACGUCGAGACAGGCAUUCCGCCAAAGAACGAGCAGAACAUUUACGUUCCGCUGUCACCCCUGCAGCGCGUCUGGUACAAAAAGCUUCUCAUUGGAAACAUUGAAAUUAUCAAUUCGGCUGGAAGCGCGACGAAAAUGCGGUUGCACAAUCUUCUCAUGCAACUCAGAAAGUGUGCGAAUCAUCCGUACCUUUUCCACGGGGUGGAACCUGGUCCCCCGUACACGACGGACAGUCAUCUCGUCAAGGCGUCGGGAAAACUUGCAGUGCUGGACAAACUCUUGGCAAAAUUGAAGCAGGAGGGUUCUCGUGUCCUGUUAUUUAGUCAGUUUAAAAUCGUGCUAGAUAUUUUGGAGGAUUAUUGCGAGUGGAAAAAGUACAAGUUCCACCGGCUGGACGGAAGUACGGACCAUGAAGAUCGUAUAGACACGAUUAAAGAGUUUAAUUCUGGGGGAAGUUCCACGUUCAUUUUCAUGCUGACCACGCGAGCAGGUGGUCUCGGGAUCAACUUGGCGUCGGCGGAUGUCGUAAUUUUAUUCGAUAGCGAUUGGAACCCUCAAGCAGAUAUUCAAGCUAUUGAUCGUGCUCAUCGAAUCGGACAGACCAAAACGGUCCGAGUUUUUCGACUCAUCACGGAGAACACCGUGGAAGAAAAGAUGAUUGAGAGGGCCUCGAUUAAGAGAAGAUUAGACAAGAUGGUCAUCCAACAAGGUCGUCUCGUCAACGCCAACACUGGUCCCAGUGCGGCAGGAAUGUUGGAAAUGGUUCGAUUCGGAUCAAAAAUUAUUUUGUCCAGUAUGGACGAUGACGUCGUGGAUGAAACGAUCGAGACAAUUUUGGACCGAAGCAAGUUGAAGAAUGACGAAUUAGAUGAAAGACUUGAUUCAGGUAUGGACUCGAAGGGGCUCGACGGGCUCAAGCUGGGGGGAGAAAGUGACGAAGAGGAGGAUUAUAUUAUGAAUUUUGAUGGGGAAAAUUACAGGCCAAAACCACUCUACAAGAAAGCCGAGCUGGCCAUUAUCAUGGAAAGUGUUGCCCCCCGAAGUGAAAAAAGAGUAUCGAAGCGUGUCAACUACGAAACCGAAAAGACGCCAAAGACGCCGAAGCCGCUUACGGCAAAGGAACGCCUCGGUCUCCCUCCGUCGCUCCCAAUCUGGAGAGAUUUUCAAUUCCGUCCCCUCCGUCUUCGAGAGCUGAUGGAACGCGAAACUUUGCACUACCGAAAGACGCAGAAUUACAUGGUACAAGUUGUCGAUGAUGAAACUUUGAGUCCUAGCGGGGCUGACAGAAGGCGCAGAGCAGAACACCGGAAAAUUGAACAGGCAGAACCUCUCUCUCCCAGCGAGAAGGAAGAGAUGGACGCUCUCCUGGAACGGAAGAGUCACUCCGAGAAGACGCAUGAGAGGACUGGAUUCUGUUCAUGGGCGAAGGGAGAGUACAAAGCGUUUGUCAAAGCAGUUCGUGCCCUCGGUCGGAGCGACAUGGCCCGCGUUGCUCACUUUGUACCGCGCAAAUCCCUCGAAGAAGUGACCGAGUAUGCGGAAGUAUUUUCGAAACGGUAUUCCGAGCUGGAAGACGGGGACCAGAUCAUGGCGGAUAUUCUCAAAGCGGAAUCAUACUCGGAACAGGAAGGCGAUGUUGCCGUCGGAUCAUUGGAUGAUGAAGAUGUCAAUGACGAUAAGGAAAUUUAGGGUGUGAUUUACUGAUUACUGAUUGGAGAACAACUUUAUUAUUUUUUUUCCUGGUGCUAUGUAUCUUACCUCCGUAACAACUUGUUUAAAUUUUGUGGUUUUUAUUGUUACCAUUGUUUUUAUAAAUUAGUUAUUCUACUACAAGAUUUUAUAUGUCAAAAUUUCGAGUAUAAAUUAGUUCGCACGUAUUCAUCAAUCAACUCACUUUAAUGAGGAUGCUCAAAAUAUGCCAAGAAAAUUUAGUUUUUCUUUGUAGUUUAAGUCGAUCUAUAAAAAUUUUUGUCAAGAACUACAUUACCUAAGAACAAAAGAUGUGAUUUAAUUGGAGAUGAACUACGCAAAAUUUUGAUACAAAUAAAAAUUGUAAGAUUUAUCAAGCU
Molecule: messenger RNA, 3479 nt
Organism: Folsomia candida
Lineage: Eukaryota; Metazoa; Arthropoda; Collembola; Entomobryomorpha; Isotomidae
Product: SWI/SNF-related matrix-associated actin-dependent regulator of chromatin subfamily A member 5
Exons: 15
Coding region: 139-3099 (986 amino acids)
Biological process (GO): nucleosome organization; regulation of transcription by RNA polymerase II
Cellular component (GO): chromatin; nucleus
Molecular function (GO): nucleosome binding; ATP binding; ATP-dependent chromatin remodeler activity
Source: RefSeq, a predicted model, not a curated record